Colletotrichum costaricense is the source of this 1743-nucleotide messenger RNA. Its product is annotated as multidrug resistance protein fnx1. The coding region runs from base 1 to 1743 and encodes 580 amino acids. NCBI's taxonomy places the organism in Eukaryota, Fungi, Ascomycota, Sordariomycetes, Glomerellales, Glomerellaceae. Gene Ontology annotation, biological process: transmembrane transport. The transcript is spliced from 9 exons. The record is from RefSeq and is a predicted model, not a curated record. Gene Ontology annotation, molecular function: transmembrane transporter activity. Gene Ontology annotation, cellular component: plasma membrane.
AUGGCUGCUCCGAACGAAAAGACGAGUGGCAUCCUAACUGAAGCUGCUCCUGAUGCUCCAGCAGUUGGACAGCCUACAGCUGGGCCCAGCCCAGAGUUGGCGAAUAACUUCGAAGAUGAAAAACCUACGCAUGAAUUCAACGAACAGACGAACUAUGUCCGUCCAAGGACUAUUAUCACAAUCUUCCUGGCUUGCGCCAGCGUGGAUCUCGUCGCCCUCAUGGACCAGACCACGCUCGCAGCUAGUCUCAAUAUCAUCGGCAACUCUCUCAAUGCCAGUAAUCAGACAGCGUGGAUUGCCAGCGGUUACUUCAUAACAUCCACUGUCGGCCAGCUCCUCUACGGACGGCUGUCGGAUAUUUGGUCGCGGAAAGUAAUCCUACUCAUUGGCUUGGCGAUCUUCUUCACCGGAUCUCUCGCCAGUUCAGUCUCAAAUACUGGGACCCAACUCAUCGUCUUCCGAGCUUGGACGGGUAUCGGAGGCGGCGGUUUGAUGACCGUCGCUCAAAUGAUCGUGAGCGAUGUGGUGCCGCUCAGGGAAAGGGGCAAGUAUCAGGGCAUCUUGGGUUCUGUAGUUGCUAUUGCAAAUGGAAUAGGGCCAGUCAUCGGCGGAGCUCUUGCUUCCCAGUCCAAAGACUCAUGGAGAUGGAUCUUCCGACUCAACAUGCCACUCACUCUUCUAUGUACACUCUGCGUCAUCUUUUUCAUGCCGCUUAGGAAGGUGGAAGGCAACUGGAAACUCAAGCUCAAAGCUGUCGACUUUGUUGGAAGCUUCCUUGCUUUGGCUGGAACAACCGUACUCAUGCUCGGCUUGACGUGGGGUGGGGGUGACCAUCCGUGGAACUCAGCGCACGUCAUUGCCACUCUCGUAGUGGGAUUCUUCGUCUGUAUCGGCUUCAUCCUGUGGCAGUGGAAAGGCGCCAAGUUUCCUCUCGUGCCAUUACACAUUUUCAAGUCGAAGAUCGCGAAUGGCGCAUGUAUCACCAUGGCAAUCAACGGAUGGAACUUUGUCGUCCAGGUCUAUUACAUCCCCGCCUUCUACCAACUAGCCUACGGGUACUCGGCAACGAAGUCCGGCGCCAUGCUUCUCCCAGUCACUUUGACGCAGACGCUUUUCAGCACGUUGGCAGGUCUCGUAGUACACAAGGUCGGGCGCUACCGAGAGUGCAUCCUGCUGGGUUGGGUGAUGUGGGCCGUAGGCAUCGGUUUGAUGUCGACACUCGACGAGUUUUCAAGCGUGGGGAAGCAAGUUGGAUACUCGCUACUUGUUGGUGCAGGCGUUGGCAAUACAUUACAGCCGGCACUGAUCGCGAUCCAGGCCGGUGUGAGUAGAAGGGACAUGGCUGUGGUUACCUCGUUCAGGAACUUUAUACGUAAUUUCGGAAGCACUAUUGGGCUUGCCAUCUCCGGGACCAUCAUCAAUAAUAUCCUGGCAAGCAAUAUAGCUAGCCUUGGGCUGGGAGAUGACGAGUCUCGGAAGCUGCUCGCAAAUCCUCAGCAAGUGCUGUCCAGCCUCCCUCAAGCCGAGGCACAAAGGCUAAGGGCUGCAAUCUUGCCUGGCUACAGAAGGGCAUUUCGUAUCAUCUUCCUGGUCAUGGCAGGGCUUGCGGCCGUCGCAUUCUUUGUAGCGUUCUUCUUGAUGCCACAAGUAGAAUUGAGCAGGCCUGACGAUGCCAAGUUGAAGGAGGAGGCCCGUGGAAAGGAUGACAAAACGCCAGUCGAUGAGACGGAAACAAAGGCUUGA